UGGUCUCCUUCUUCUAAUUUCUUCAUUCCCUUUAUUUCUCCACUCAAAUCAAGCUUCAAGCUAUGGAGCUUAUUCCCCUUAGCAAAGCCCACAAACUACAAAAGACACCAGUAAUAUUAGUGGUAGUAGGAACCUUUGCCAUGAUUCUUCUCACAUUCAUUCCUAUAUGUUACCCUUUACUAGGGUACCCUUUGUACUUGUUGCAAAAUUUUUCUAACUCACCACCCUCUUCAUCGCAUGGUUAUAAGGAUGCUAAGAAAUGCGAUAUAUUCUCUGGAGAUUGGGUGCCAAAUCCUGAAGCUCCAUACUACACAAACACAACAUGUUGGGCUAUACAUGAGCAUCAAAAUUGCAUGAAAUAUGGGAGACCAGAUACUGAGUUCAUGAAAUGGAGAUGGAAACCUGAUGGGUGUGAGCUACCUGUUUUUGAUCCUGCUCAGUUUCUGGAGAUUGUUAGAGGCAAAUCUAUGGCUUUUGUUGGAGACUCUGUGGGUAGAAAUCACAUGCAGUCCCUGAUAUGCCUUCUUUCCAGGGUAGAAUAUCCCAUAGAUGUUUCAUAUACACCGGAUGAGCAGUUCAAACGUUGGAGGUAUCCAUCUUACAAUUUCACCAUGGCCACAUUUUGGUCACCUCAUUUAGUGAAAGCAGAAGAAGCAGAUGCCAAUGGACCAACCCAAACUGGCCUUUUCAAUCUCUACCUUGAUCAAUUCAAUCAGGAAUGGACAACCCAGAUCCAAGAAUUCGAUUAUUUGAUCGUAAAUGCUGGCCAUUGGUUCUUUCGUCCAAGCGUUUACUACGAAAAUCACCAAAUUGUUGGCUGCCGCUAUUGCCUCCUACACAAUGUGACAGAUCUUCCAAUGUCUUAUGGCUACAAGAAAGCUUUCAGGACUGCCUUUAGAGCCAUUAAUAGCUUAGAGCAUUUUAAGGGCAUAACCUUCCUCAGGACGUUUGCACCUUCACACUUUGAAAAUGGGUUGUGGAACCAAGGGGGCAAUUGCUUGAGAACAAGACCUUUUAGGGCCAAUGAGAUCAAACUAGAGGGCAUAAACUUGGAGCUCUACAUGACUCAGUUGGAGGAGUUUAAGAUUGCUGAAAUAGAAGGGAGGAAGAGGGGCUUGAAGUUUAGGUUGCUUGACACUACACAGGCCAUGUUGUUGAGACCAGAUGGUCACCCCAGUACAUAUGGACAUUGGCCACAUGAGAACGUCACAUUGUAUAAUGAUUGUGUUCACUGGUGCUUGCCUGGACCAAUUGACACAUGGAAUGAUUUCUUGAUGGAGAUGUUGAAGAUGGAAGGUGACGGUCAUGAUGAGACCUUAAAUCAGGCGAAGCUUCAUUCGAAUGACAGGAAAAUGAAGUUCAGAUAAAUUCAAUUCUUUGUUUUUUGUCCUUUAUUAAUUUUUAUUAGUUAUUUAGUAGUUCUUAUUAUUGUCUUUGAUGGAAGUGGUAGCUUUGGAAAUCUUGGCACGAUGCAACGAAAUCGAAUGGAAGCAAAUUUAAUUAUUUUUU
Messenger RNA from Manihot esculenta (cassava), 1509 nucleotides. Its product is annotated as protein trichome birefringence-like 19. Bases 63 to 1367 code for a protein of 434 amino acids. The transcript is spliced from 2 exons. Gene Ontology annotation, cellular component: Golgi apparatus. NCBI's taxonomy places the organism in Eukaryota, Viridiplantae, Streptophyta, Magnoliopsida, Malpighiales, Euphorbiaceae. The record is from RefSeq and is a predicted model, not a curated record. Gene Ontology annotation, molecular function: O-acetyltransferase activity.